Molecule: messenger RNA, 959 nt
Organism: Galdieria sulphuraria
Lineage: Eukaryota; Rhodophyta; Bangiophyceae; Galdieriales; Galdieriaceae
Product: magnesium transporter, MgtE family isoform 2
Exons: 5
Coding region: 11-886 (291 amino acids)
Biological process (GO): monoatomic cation transport
Molecular function (GO): monoatomic cation transmembrane transporter activity
Source: RefSeq, a predicted model, not a curated record
GCCGCACAUUAUGAGUAGAGCAGAAAAUAAAAAUAAUGAUCAGAUCAAUGCAUUCGCUUCUGCCAAAGAUGAAUUUCUCACGGAAAUAGAUAUCAACAUUGUCUCUAUGAAAGAAGAGGAAAGCCCAAGUACAAGACGUCCUGAAGUUACCUUUAUGGACUGUUUCGAAUUCCUUAAUCAACAGAAAAAUAAUGGGAGAGAACAUUUUGUCAAUGAGAAUGGCUCAGGCCUGGAAAUACCUGACCGUUUAUUUGUUUCGGAUGUUGUCAGUCCGAAGCUUUUGGGCUAUUUGACCGUGCAAGAUCUUUUCUCUUCUCCAGUAGACAUUAAAAUUAUCUCGUUGUUGAGAAACUGUGAUGUAGUAUUCCGAACUAGUACAAGUUUGGAGACUGCCUUGAAAACAUAUAUCCGUGUUGCAGAUGGUGAAGGUACAUUCAUUGGUGUUGCUGGUCUUCUGGACGUAAAUCGAAGAGCAGAAGCGUGCUUUGAAAGUCACAUUGCCCGAAAUAAUUGUCUAAAAACGAUUAACGGCGUCCAAUACAUUUUUGAAGAAUUGAUCGAAAAGCGUCUGGCAAUAACUCUCUUUCCUACCAUGCUUUUAGGAACUGGAGGAGAUGCUGGCUCACAAUCCUCUGCAAUCCGAGGUUUGGCGACUGUGAAAUACAAUAUUGGAGCGCACUCAGCUUUGUUGCAUUCUCGUGUCAUAUUUACUGUACAUAGUUCAAAAGAUGCAUUAAAAGUUUCCGUUGCUCUUUUCGUUGUAUGGGCAGUAGCUGCUCGUGCCCAGGUUCCGUUGUUGUUAGAAUACUGUGGUGCGGACCCUGCACAAUGUGCAAGCCCUGUUCUGGCUACUGCAACUGAUAUUGUUGGAGUUUUUGUUAUUUGAACUGUGGAAAUGGUCAUCUUUGAAAAUUAAUUCACGUUCACAUCAAGGCCCAUAGUAGAGUUUCAGUGAUCGC